Messenger RNA from Brenthis ino (lesser marbled fritillary), 648 nucleotides. Lineage: Eukaryota; Metazoa; Arthropoda; Insecta; Lepidoptera; Nymphalidae. The record is from the annotation of a GenBank genome assembly.
AUGCCAAUGACAGCUGCAGAACGUCAAAAAAAAUAUAUAGAAAAACUGAAACAACAAAAUCCAGAUAAAAAAGAAAAUGUUGCCAAAGCUAAACAAGCCAAUUCUGCCUAUAACCAAAGCAUCGAAGAAAAUACUCUAAAAGAUAACAUAGAAUUGCGUAAACAGAAUACGGUUUUGAAAAAUAAGACAAUUGACAAUUUUAAACGCCAAAAAUUGAUAAUAAAUGACGAGCAAGUAAACGAUGAUGGGGAAUAUAAAUCACAACAACAGAAUGAAGCUACACCACUUACUAAAGCGAAUAUAUUUGUUGAUGCAACGGUGUCAUCGAUAUUAGAAUUAGAUAAAAAAAAGCUCUUUGAAUUAAAUGUACUCUCAGAUUCACUUAAAACAGUUUAUUCAAGAACAAACACAAUUAAAACAAAAAACCCCUUGAAGGCUAUCGUUGAUAAUGCAAUUACAAACAAAUAUAAAAUCAAAAAUAAAAUGCUGGCCACUGCUGGGAAGCAAGAAACUAAAUCAAAAAAGAAACAGAAAGAACAAAAACGUCAUCUUUUAAAUUCGAUGCUGAACUUACAUAAAAAUCUACGAUGCCAAAGUUCUGGUGAUUCUGCUACAGCUGCCAACAAACAAGUAGAGAUGUUCAAUUUG